This is a messenger RNA of Lagenorhynchus albirostris (white-beaked dolphin), 1572 nucleotides long. RefSeq names its product tumor susceptibility 101 (gene TSG101). NCBI's taxonomy places the organism in Eukaryota, Metazoa, Chordata, Mammalia, Artiodactyla, Delphinidae. Gene Ontology annotation, cellular component: ESCRT I complex. Gene Ontology annotation, biological process: protein transport; endosome to lysosome transport; protein modification process. The transcript has 11 exons. The record is from RefSeq and is a predicted model, not a curated record. The coding region runs from base 311 to 1330 and encodes 339 amino acids. Gene Ontology annotation, molecular function: ubiquitin binding.
GCGGUGUGCGACUGUGUGGGGCAGCCUGGGGCAGCCCCGGAGCGGCUGACCCUCUGCCUGUGGGGACGGGAGUCGCGAGGCGGCCGCCAUGGCGGGGUCGGAGAGCCAGCUCAAGAAAAUGGUGUCCAAGACAACUACCUGUAUUCUUACAUGCUACAUCUACAGCAUUCCUAGAGGUGGAGUCACUACUAACUAGUACAAAUACAGAGACCUAACUGUACGUGAAACUGUCAGUGUUAUUACUUUAUACAAAGAUCUCAAACCUGUAUUGGAUUCAUAUGUUUUUAAUGAUGGCAGUUCCAGGGAACUAAUGAACCUCACUGGAACGAUUCCUGUGCCUUAUAGAGGUACUACAUAUAAUAUUCCAAUAUGCCUGUGGCUGCUGGACACAUACCCAUAUAAUCCCCCUAUCUGUUUUGUUAAGCCUACUAGUUCAAUGACUAUUAAAACAGGAAAGCAUGUGGAUGCUAACGGGAAGAUAUAUCUUCCUUAUCUACAUGAAUGGAAACACCCACAGUCAGACUUGUUGGGGCUUAUUCAAGUUAUGAUUGUGGUGUUUGGAGAAGAACCUCCAGUCUUUUCUCGUGCUACUAUUUCAGCAUCCUAUCCACCAUACCAGGCAACAGGGCCACCAAACACUUCCUACAUGCCAGGCAUGCCAAGUGGAAUUUCUGCAUACCCAUCCGGAUACCCUCCCAAUCCCAGUGGUUACCCAGGCUGUCCUUACCCACCUGGCAGUCAGUAUCCUGCCACCACAAGUUCCCAGUACCCUUCCCAGCCUCCUGUGACCACUGUUGGUCCCAGUAGGGAUGGCACAAUCAGCGAGGACACUAUCCGAGCCUCUCUCAUCUCAGCAGUCAGUGACAAACUGAGAUGGCGGAUGAAGGAGGAAAUGGAUCGUGCCCAGGCAGAGCUCAAUGCCUUGAAACGAACAGAGGAAGACCUGAAAAAAGGUCACCAGAAACUGGAAGAGAUGGUUACCCGUUUAGAUCAAGAAGUAGCUGAGGUUGAUAAAAACAUAGAACUUUUGAGAAAGAAGGAUGAAGAACUCAGUUCUGCUCUGGAGAAAAUGGAAAAUCAAUCUGAAAACAAUGAUAUUGAUGAAGUUAUCAUUCCCACAGCCCCACUAUACAAACAGAUCCUAAAUCUGUAUGCAGAGGAAAAUGCUAUUGAAGACACUAUCUUUUACUUGGGAGAAGCCUUGAGGCGGGGAGUAAUAGACCUGGACGUCUUCCUGAAGCAUGUACGUCUUCUGUCCCGUAAACAGUUCCAGCUGAGGGCACUAAUGCAGAAAGCAAGAAAGACUGCCGGUCUCAGUGACCUCUACUGACUCCUCUGAUACCAGCUGGAGAUUGAGCUCUUCUAAAGCAUUCUUUUCUUCUCUUCCUUUCUCUUAUAUCAGUAGGUGCCAGAAUAAGUUAUUGCAGUUUAUCAUUCAAGUGUAAAAUAUUUUGAAUCAAUAAUAUAUUUUCUGUUUUCUUUUGGUAAAGACUGGCUUUUAUUAAUGCACUUUCUAUCCUCUGUAAACUCUUUUUGUGCUGAAUGUUGGGACUGACUAUGCUAAAUAAAAUU